AUGCAAGAGAGUGGGGAGCUCCACCCGGCACAGGUGCUCAAGAGCGGCCAUGACGUCGGCGCAAGCCACUACGCCGGUGGUGUACCGCCCCACAAGCGCAUGCGCAAGCCCAUCGUGCGCAAGAGCGUGGACCCCAACGCCACGUUUGUGAACUACGUGACGCAGCGCCGCUUUGUACUGGCGCGCAGCGUGCGCUCGCACGCGUUCCCACCGCACUCGUUCUACAAGAAGCAGAUGAUGCCGCCCUUGGCGUUUCCUGGAGACGACGACUUGGCAUCCUGUGUGUGCACCAAGUUCUGUCGCUGCUCGACGAACAAGCAGCGCUGCCCGGUCAAUUGCCUCACGUGGACGCCCGAAGGCCGCCGUCUCAUUACCGGCAACUCGGUAGGCGAGUUUACACUCUGGAACGGCUUGGCGUUCAAUUUCGAGACCAUCUUGCAAGCGCACGACGAUGCCGUGCGUGCAAUGGUGUGGUCACACAACGACAAUUGGCUCGUUACGGCGGAUCACGGCGGGGUGAUCAAGUACUGGCAGUCGAGUAUGACGAACGUCCAGUUGCUGCAAGGUCAUCGAGAGGCAGUGCGGUCGCUUAGCUUCUCACCGACGGAUUUUAAGUUCGUCUCGUGCUCGGAUGACGCGACAGUCAAGAUCUGGGACUUUGAGAGCGGUCGCGAAGAACGCGUGUUGACAGGACACGGAUGGGAUGUCAAGUGCGUUGCUUACCACCCACAAAAGUGUUUGCUGGCGAGUGGAAGUAAGGACAAUCUGGUGAAGAUCUGGGAUCCAAAGUCAGGCAACAGUCUUAACACGUUGCACGGACACAAGAAUACAGUGUUCAAGGUCGCAUGGAACUCGAACGGGAAUUGGCUUCUUACGGCCAGUCGUGACCAGCUCAUCAAGAUUUACGAUAUUCGGACGCUCAAGGAGUUUGCGACGCUGAAAGGCCAUGCACGCGAAGUCACGUCCAUUGCAUGGCAUCCGUGGUACGAACGCCUUUUUGUCAGUGGCUCGUACGACGGAUCGCUCAUGUACUGGGAAGUCGGAAAAGAAAAUGCGCUGGCCUCCAUUCCGCAGGCCCACGACACGGCCGUUUGGGAUAUCCAGUGGCAUCCUGUUGGCCACGUCGUUGCAACUGGAAGCAACGACCACAGCACAAAGUUCUGGUGCCGCAAUCGACCGGGUGAUCCAAUGGACGACAAGUACAAUGGCGGUCAAAACGUGUUGAACGAGCAUGAUACUGGCGAAGGAAUGAUGCACAUGCGCGGAGGCGCAGACGGUGCGGAAGUGCUGCCGGGUAUGGCGGAUGGCGCUAGCAUCCUUCGCUCCAGUGCGAUCAAUGCCGCCAAUUUCCAGACAUUCAACAAAAGCGCGACUGACAGCCGGACGAAUGGUGGUCGUCGCCCUCCGCCCGAGUCGUACACGUGCAACCGGUGCGGGACGAAAGGCCAUUGGAUCGAGGACUGCCCUACGAAGGACCAGCAAAGCCUGAACGGCCAGAUGCAGCGCAAGCUUCCGCCGGAAGGGUACUUGUGCAAGCGUUGCAGCGUUCCAGGCCACUACAUCUCCGACUGCACGGAGCCAAAGGUGCCGCCGCCGUCGUAUACCUGCCACAAAUGCCGUCAGAAAGGCCACUGGAAGCAGGACUGUCCAAUGGACGGAAGUGGCGCGAUCAGCGCACUGCUCAGCCAAAUCCGUCCGCAAGGGGUACCAAACAGUGGCAGCGUUGCAAUGAGUUCGAGCGGAGCAGGUCUUGCUCCGCCCCCGCCGCCACCUGCUCGAGGCUUUCCUCCUCGAGGUAUGAUGGUCCCUCCCCCGCCGACUGCAGGAUUGAUGGUGCCUCCACCCCCACCGCCGCAUAUUCUUGCUGGGAUGAAGCGCGCUCGAGAAGAUGACGGGAACAUGAACCCUGGUCCGUCCGCUCUGGCCACCACCGCGUGGCCAAUAGCUCCAGGAAGCGGGAGCGCGGGCCAUGUAGGCCUCGCUUCAGGACCUCCUGCCGCCUCGGCAGCGUCGCCGGGACUGCUGCCGGGGCAGUCGGACCACAAGAAGCAGAGUCGAGACCCGAGACGGCGGUAA
Hyaloperonospora brassicae is the source of this 2076-nucleotide messenger RNA. The record is from the annotation of a GenBank genome assembly. Lineage: Eukaryota; Oomycota; Peronosporomycetes; Peronosporales; Peronosporaceae.